Striga hermonthica is the source of this 1125-nucleotide messenger RNA. The record is from the annotation of a GenBank genome assembly. NCBI's taxonomy places the organism in Eukaryota, Viridiplantae, Streptophyta, Magnoliopsida, Lamiales, Orobanchaceae.
AUGAAAUUAGAGUUGCCCCGUUUUGAUGGCAAUGAUCCGUAUGGUUGGACAUUUAGGGUGCAGGAGUAUUUUGACUUUCACGAGACUGCUGACGAGCAACGAAUGCGAAUUGUAUCCUUCAAUAUGGAAGGAAAAGCAUCAGACUGGUAUCAAUGGAUGAAGGUUAAUAAACGGCUGACCACAUGGAAGGAGUUCUUGAUUCAAAUUAAAAUGCGAUUCGGGCCAUCUCAAUUUGAAGACCCUACAGGAAAAUUAGCUAAAUUAAUGCAAAAGGGUAAUGUUGAAGAUUAUCAGGCCGAAUUUGAAACUCUGAUGAACAAGGUGGAAGGAGUAACUGAGCAGAUUUUAAUCUCCAUUUUCAUUGCGGGUUUGAAGAAUGAAAUUCAACAAGAUUUGUUGGUUGCUCGACCGACUACCUUAGAUGAGGCCUUUAGUCUUUCCAGGUUGUUCGAGUCACGACAAACAACACGCCAUUUAGAGCAACGAGUCACGACGAGAUGGCCGGGCCAAAAUUCCAAUGGACAAGUUGCUGGUGCUAAUGUGGGGGGAGAGAAAAGCAUAAGUCAGUGUCUAGCAAGUCAAAUACAAAAGGCAGAACGAGUAGGUGCUAAAUUCAAACGACUUACUUCGGCCGAGAUGCGCGAUAAACGUGCUCGAGGUGAGUGUUUUAAUUGUGAUCAAAAGUGGACUGCCAGUCAUAAGUGUACUAGACAAUUCUUACUCAUGAUCGAAUAUCCCGACGAGGAAGAAGAAAACCUCGAGAGUGAUGGGGAAGGCGGGGUCAUAACCGGAGAUGUAUCAAGUUUGCAAACUUUGGCGGGAGCAGGCAAUCCUCGUUCACUUAGGAUGUGGGGUCGAACUAGUAAUACCCAGGUUCACGUAUUAAUCGACAGUGGGAGCACCCAUAACUUCAUGCACCCGGAUGUGGCUGAAAGGCUACAACUUCCGCUGGAGUUGGUGACCCCAUUUAGGGUUUACAUUGGCAAUGGGGACUCAAUGUCGUGCAGGAGUUUUUGUCCACCGGUCAAGCUUGAGCUGCAAGGGGCCGAAUUUAUUAUUGAUCUUUUAUUUUGCCGAUCCAUGGGCCGGAAAUUGUAUUGGGAGUUCCUUGGUUGCAAAAGUUAG